UGAGAACAGCGGAUGACCGGACCGAUUAAACCGUAACACAACAACACGUUUAAAUAUGAACAUCUCAGCUGCUAUAGGUUUAUAAUAGAGUCAUUUAUACUAUUAAAAUACAGAAUGUCUUCAUAUGGAAGUCGAUUUCUCCUCACUUAGUUGGAUCAUGUAUUUCGACCGUAAACUGUCUUAUUCUUGGUAGAGUUUUUAGUUAUUAUGGCUUGUAAUGAUGACUGGCAGGUAGCAGGGCGUCGUAAAGGAGCUGCUAAAAGAAGACAACAUCCUUCAAACCCAAAUCUAGACUCACACCAUGUGUCUGACUGCAAACUGGACAAGCAGAAGAUAAUAAACGCAAUGAAUGAACUGAGAGGAGAAAACUUAUGGAUGGAAUGGAGAGAUCUCCUGUCCGAGCGUCGUCUUUCCAAUGCUUCUGGGUCUUCAGAACUGAUUAAAACGUCUCUUCAGUAUUGUGUGUGUUAUGGUUUGGGUAACUUUGCUUCUUGUGUAUCUGCCCGAUACCAGCUUGCAAUGUUAUUACUGCUUCUAGAGACACUCCAGAUUCCAGUAGGCAGUUGCAGUGUGUAUGAUCCAGUGUUUUCUGCAUCAGAGUGUGACGCUCUCAAAGAGCUCGGCUUCACCGUACUUACUGAAAAUGAGGAGGGAAAGCGCCCAGUUUAUCAACCCACCCUGUUUUACCUGAUGCAUUGCGGGAAGGCUCUGUAUAACAACCUGCUGUGGAGAAACUGGAUGCCUCAGACGUUGCAAAAAAUUAUUAUAAUUGGCAACAGUUUUCAUGGCAUUCAAGAAAGGAUGCUUCAGAGAGAGUUUGAGAGAGACUACAGCUUCCUUUCAAAUGUGAUAAGUGUGUGUGACGAGAUGUCUCUGCCCUGCUCACCACGCUUCCUGGAUGUGUUUAAUGACACGGCGCUCAUUCAAUUCCCUCUGGAAAAUCUGAACAAACUGCCAGAAACCAUGUGGAUUGAGCCUUCAGAGCCACUGUACCAACACUGCCAAGAUCUCGAGAUCAUCCAGAGAGAGAAAAGGAGCUGAAAAUGUCACUGCUUUAAACAUUGCUUAGUUUAUUUCCAGUUUCUUCUUGUAUAUAUGAGGUUUUUAUUCAAAUAAUAAAAAUAAGACUUUUUAUCUUGGGA
Messenger RNA from Megalobrama amblycephala (Wuchang bream), 1142 nucleotides. RefSeq names its product SRR1 domain containing (gene srrd). Lineage: Eukaryota; Metazoa; Chordata; Actinopteri; Cypriniformes; Xenocyprididae. The transcript has 7 exons. The record is from RefSeq and is a predicted model, not a curated record. Bases 208 to 1041 code for a protein of 277 amino acids. Gene Ontology annotation, biological process: microtubule-based process. Gene Ontology annotation, cellular component: cytoplasm; nucleus.